GUUUGCAUGGGGAGCGAGUUCCCCCUAGUCGCAAAGACCGCUGUCUGCCCAACUUGAGUAGGAUUUCAGGCAGGCCAGCGUUGGCAUAGUUUAUAAUGGGCCCUCCGGGUCUUGGUUGCGUCAAGUAGGCAGAGGAGGAGCCCCGCAAGGUCUAAUUUACAAAGCAGCUUUCUUUGGGGCGCUGGGCUAUCCCCUUCAACCUCUCAGCCCCCAGCGCCCGGACUAGCCCCGCUUUCAGACAGCCAGCCUUUGGGAGCUGACCACAGCAUCACCAAAGUCAACCAGCUGCAGCAGGGCACGGCUUCGGCCUCGUCUGCGCUUGGCCUCACCAAACCCCGCUUUGGUUCGGCGGUGGACGAAUAGCAGCCUCUGCGAGCUUUCGUCAAGGACCUUCGGUCUGCCCCAGGGCAACCAGAGGAUAAUCGCCUCAAGCUUCUUUAGGAGGGCAUUCAGCAGGGUUGCCACUCGGAGGCAGCGGGCGUGUCGCCACGCUUGCAGAUCCCGUUCGCAGCUCGCGCACCUACUUGUGCCGAUACUUUGCGGCAUAGCAACUGAAUAGGGCAUAGCUGAUCAUCUUGCUAACGGGCUUACGAGUCAGUUCCGGAAGCAGACCGGUCAGCGAUGGCUACCCCCGGCGCUGCUGCCGCUGCGGCAGCGCAGAAUUUCCUGGCGGGCCACGACAAUAGCCUCGCGGCGUUGCUGCAGGAGCUUGGUUAUGGCGCCACGGUCGAUGAGCAGAUUUUUAAGGCGAUUUUGCGGCACCUGCCCGAACCCCCGACGGAGCAGGCGGUCGCAGACGUCUUGCUGCUCAUGGCCCGCACCCACACCGGGCUCAAGGAGCCCCUCCCCUCGGGCCUGUGGCUGGCGCUGGGCCUGGGCCAGCCGCCCGCGGAGGCGGCCUCCCUGACCAGCUGGAACUGGCCGCUAGUGGUGGACUGCCUGAAGGCGGCCGCGCAGGGCCAGUCUGGCCGCCUGAGCUGGGCCAAGGUGGCCGAGUGCAUGGACAGCGAGCGGGCGCUGCUGCCGGACGCCGCGGCCUUCACGGUGCUGGCCUCCGCCUUCCGCCGCGGCGCGGGCGAGCAGCUGCCGGUGGCCGCCCUCACCGGCCGCAUGUGGAAGACCCCGGCGUGCCAACUAUCGCUGCUGAAGCUGGCGGCCUCGGCGCCGCCCGAGGUGUUCAGCUUCGAAAGCUCUAAGCGGUUGGUGACGCCGUUGGAGGGCAUGAACAUUGCCGGCAUGAGCCCCAACCGUGCCUGGGCUUCAGUGGACCUGCUGCAGGCGCUGUGCAUGCUGAUGGAGGGCGCGGCGCUGGUGGGGCCGGCUCGGGACGUGCUGCAGUACCCCGCUGCCGCCUGCCCCGAGCUGCUGCUCAUCACCAUCUCGGAGACGCGCACCACCUGGAACCUGCUGCAGCGCGACGUGUUCGCGGCGCUGCUGCCGCAGCACAUCACCAAUGCGGCGCAGGUGGCCACCGGGCCCACGCUGCCGGCCGGCAAGGCGCGCAGCCGCGAGCUGCUGACGCGCGUGUGGUCCGCCGCCCCGCCCGAGGUGCUGCUGGACCUGCUCAUCGAGCUGUACAUGCAGGACCCCGCCACCACCACGCCCCGCAUCGCGCGCGUGUGCAUGGAGCUGGGCGUGCUGCCGCAGGUGCUGGGCUCGCUGCCGGUGGGCGUGUCGCUGGAGGUGGCGGCGUACGCGGGCGGCGCGGGCAUGCUGAACCUGGAGGCCUGGCUGGGCGACUACUGCAACCGCGACGUGAUGUCGGUCAUGUCGGCCAUGAUGCGCCUGGUGCUGGACAAGGCCGACCCGCAGCCGCAGCCGCCGGGACCGGAUGGGCAGCCCGGCGCGCCGCGCGGCGGCGGGCCGCCGCUGGCGGCGGAGGCGGCGCGCGCCAUCCUCAAGGUGCUGCAGGCCUCGGCGCAGGCCGGGCUGCCGGUGGACCUGGUGCACGAGAUGAAGAACGUGCAAACGGCGAUCGCCAAGCAGUUCCCCUCGCUGGCCUCCCAAAUCACGACGCUGCACGACACCUUCGCCAGCGACGUGGAGGAGGAGGCGAACAGCUACUUCCAGGCGAUCUACAACGAGCAGCGCCCCAUCGACGAGAUCAUCGCGCGCAUGCAGGCAUACAAAUCCUCGUCCAACCCCCGCGAACAGGAGGUGUUUGCCUGCAUGAUCCACAACCUGUUUGACGAGUACCGCUUCUUCGCGCGCUACCCGGACCGCGAGCUGCACAUCACGGCCGCGCUGUUUGGCUCGCUGAUCAAGCACGGCCUGGUGAGCAGCAUCACGCUGGGCAUGGCGCUGCGCUACGUGCUGGACGCGCUGCGCAAGCCGCCCGGCAACAAGAUGUUCAUCUUCGGGCUGGAGGCGCUGCGCCAGUUCGCGCACAUGAUUGCGCCCUGGCCGCAGUUCUGCGCCGCGCUGCUGGCCAACCCGCAGCUGCGCGAGGCGGACCCGGAGCUGUUUGCGCGCGUGGAGGCGUCGCAGCACGCGGCGGGCGGCAACGCCGCCGUCCUGCCGCCGCCCACACCCACCGUGAGCGCCGGCGCGCCCGGCGGCCCGCCCUCCGGGCCGCCCAGCCAGCAGCCGGGCCCGCAGGGGCAGCAGCUGGACGGCGGCGCCGGCGUGGCGCCGGACUCGAACUCGCACGGCUCGUCGCGCUUCCUGAACCUGCAGCCCGCGGACACGCAGGGCCCCGCUGCCUCGGGCAACGGCGCGGACAUGGAGGUGCCGCCGCCCAACGCAGCCGGCGGCCGUGGCGGCAAGGAUGUGGGGCCGUCUGGGCGGGAUGCGCAGAGCAUGGCGCCGGGCGGUAAGAUUGGCGGCCGCGACGCGGGCGCUGUGGGCGGGCCGGCGGCGAGCGGGCCCGCGACGGCGUCUAGCGCGACCGGCGCGGCGGCUGCGGCCGGCGGCGCGCAGCCCAGCAACACCAGUCUGUCCAUGGGCGACGGCGACGCGGUGGGCAUCAACCUGGCGAUGCAGGUGGCGGCGGCCUCGCUGGCGCCCAACAUGGGCCCCUCGCUGGCGGCGCUGGUGAACACGGAGAGCCUGGAGAGCGCGGCGGAGAAGUACCGCGACUUCAAGGAGCCGCCCGAGGCGGUAGCCGACAAGAUCCACUUCAUCAUGAACAACAUCACCAAGGACAACAUGGAGCCGCGCAGCAGCGAGAUCCGCGACCGCGUGCUGCCCGACUACCUGCCCUGGUUCGCCAACUACAUGGUCGUCAAGCGCGCAGCGCAGGAGGCCAACUUCCACACGCUGUACAUGUCGCUGCUGGACCAGCUGGGCGACCGCGAGCUGUACCGGCUCAUGGUGCGGACCACCAUGUACUACGUCAAGGUGCUGCUGUACAGCGAGCGCAUCCUGAAGGAGUCCAACGACCGCGCGCUGCUCAAGAACCUGGGCACCUGGCUGGGCCUGCUCACCUACGCGCGCAACAAGCCCGUGCUGAGCCGCGACCUGGAGCUGAAGCAGGUCAUCUGCGAGGCCUACCAGCGCGGCCGCCUGAUCGCGGUGCUGCCCUUCGUGCAGAAGCUGCUGGAGGGCUGCCGCCACAGCCGCGUGUUCAAGCCCUCCAACCCCAUGGUGGCCGGCAUCCUGUCCCUGCUGGCGGAGCUGCACGCCAUGAAGGGGCUCAAGAUGAACAACGCCUUCUCCAUCGAGCUCAUCUUCAAGGCGUUCGGCCUGUCGCCGCACGACGUCAAGCCCAGCGACUCGCUCAAGACGCAGACGCGCGAGCGCAUCACCAACCCCGACUGGCAGCUGGAGUCCAUCCAGAACGAGUUCCAGGGCGGCCCGCCGCUGCCCGACGGCCCCGGCGCCAAGCCCGGCGGCGUGCCCUCCUCGCCGCAGCCGCCCUCGUCGCAGGCCGGCCAGCCGCCCGCCUCGCCCGGCCAGCUGUCGGGCCAGGGCGUGCGCCCGCCCGGCGUGCCGCUGGUGCCGCCCGGCGCGCCCGGCUCCAUGGACACCACGCCCAAGGCUGGCAUGAUGGGCGCGGGCGGCCCCGGCUCCGGCCCCGAGGGCAUGGGCGGCUACGGCGGCAUGCCCGGCGGCAUGGGCGCGGGCGGCGUGGGACCCGGCGGCGUCGGCCCCAACGCGGCUGGCGCUGCGCGUGGGGCGCCCGGCAUGGGCGCCGCCGGCGGCGUGCCGGGCGCGCCCGGCCUGCCGCCCGACGGCGGGCUGUUUGCCAACCUGCACCAGCACGUGAUCAUCAACCCCUCCCUGGGCGACAUCCCCGACCGCCUCAUGCUCAAGCGCCACGUGCCCGCGGCCGUGGACCGCGCCAUCGGCGAGAUCAUCACGCCCGUGGUGGAGCGCAGCGUCACUAUCGCCUGCUACACCACGUACGAGCUGGUGCUCAAGGACUUUGCGGGCGACCCGGACGAGAGCCGGCUGCGCAAGGCCGCGCACCUGAUGGUGUCCAGCCUGGCGGGCUCGCUGAGCCUGGUGACGGCCAAGGACCCGCUGCGCAUCAGCCUCACCAACCAGCUGCGGCAGAUGCUGCAGCCGCAGGUGUCGGACGCCGCCAUGCUGGACAACAUCGUGUCGGUGCUGGUGAACGACAACCUGGACCUGGGCUGCACGCUCAUCGAGCGCGCCGCCACCGACAAGGCCGUGCGCGACAUCGACAAGAGCCUGCAGGCCGCCUACGACGAGCGCAUCAAGGCGCGCCAGGCCGGCAAGCCCUGGGUGGACCCCGCCGCCUACCACGGCGCCGGCAGCCGCUUCCCUGGCAGCCUGCCCGAGGGCCUGCGCCCGCGCCCCGGCGGCAUCCAGGCGCACCACCUGCGCGUGUACGAGGACUUCACCCGCAUCCCCCGCACUGCGCCCGCCGUGCCGCCCCCCGGCACGCCCGGCGCCGUGCCUGGCGCACCCGGCAUGCCCGGCGCACCCGGCACCGGCGUCCCGCCUGGCGGCGCCCCCCCGCCGCCGCCCGGCGUGGCGCCGCGCCCGCCCGGCUACCCCGGCGCGCCCGGCUCCUUCCAGGGCAUUGACGCGCUGGUGGCCGCCGCUGCGGCCGGCGGCGCCGGCCCCGACGGCACCGGCGGCAAGCCGCCCGGCGCUCCCGACGGCGCCGCCGCGGCCGCGGCGCUGCUGGACCGCUACCUGCUGUGGCAGCAGGCGGUGGACGCGGCCAUCGCCGCCAAGGAGGCCAACCCCGGCGCGGGCUCGGACCAGUCCGACCUGCAGGCGCUGCUGGCGGAGCUGUCGGAGGCGCUGGCCUCGGGCGCCGCGCCGCCGGAGGACGCCGCCGCCUUCUUCGCGCGCCGCAUCCUCAAGCACCUGUACGACUCGGCCGCCGCGGGCGGCGGCGGCGGCGCCGGCGGCGCGGGCGGCUCCAAGCUGUCGCUGUCGUUCCACGCCGCCUGCCUGGAGCUGCUCAACAGCGCGGCGCCCGGCGGCCGCGUGGUGAGCGAGGUGACGCUGGGCUACCUGGCUGCGGAGGACGAGCGCAAGUUCGCGCCGGCGCUGGUGGAGAUGCUGCUGCGGCUGCGGCUGCUCAGCCUGCCCGACCUGGACGCCUACAUGAACAAGCUGCUGCAGACGCCCGCGCUGCGUACGCAGGGCGUGUCGGACAUGGUGCUGCUGCUGCUGCGCUUCAUGGCGCUGCGCGACGGCGCCGUGUCCGCGCCCGACCUGCCGCUCACCAUGGACUUCCUGGGCCGCAUGGCGCUCUCCAACCCGCCGCUGGCGGCCAUGGUGGAGGCGGCGCGCAAGGCGGUGGUGGCGCCCGCCAUGGCGCGCCCGCACGGCGAGAUCCCGCCGGCGGUGCGCGACAAGGCCGCCGACCCGCCCGGCCUGCGCGACCAGACGCUCAAGCUGUUUGAGGAGUGGGUGCACCUGCUCAACAUGCACGCCGAGGACAAGGCGCUGCUGGGCUUCCUGUCCAACCAGGUCCGCUCCGCCGGCGUGCUCAAGAUGGACGACACCACCGACCGCUUCCUGCGCACCCUCACCGAGCUGGCGGUGGCGCACUGCCUAGCCUCGGCGGAGGCGGCGGCAGCCGCCGCAGCCGCGGGCGCUGGCGGCGCAGGCGCGCCGCCUCGCCCCGGUGAGACGGCCGGCUCCGGGCCGCUGAGCUACAUCGCCACUGACGCGCUGGUAGCGCUAGUGGCGGCGCUGGUGGUGCAGCUGGGCGGCGGCGAGACGCUGCUGGGCCGCUACCUGGGCCUGCUGGUGGGCGUCAUCAAGCGCGACGCGGACGAGGCCACCGUCAAGUUCAACGCGCGCCCCUACCUGCGCAUCUGGGUCGGCCUCAUGUCCGAGCUGGGCGUCAUGCCGGGCUCGCACGCCGCCGCUGCGGCCGCCGCCGCGUCCGCGGAGGGCGCGCCGCCGCCACCCGCCGGUAGCCCGCCGCCCGCCGCCGACCACGCGUCGCAGCUGCGCUACCUGCGCGCCUGCGGCAUGGCGCUGUACGCGCUGCAGCCGCUGUCGGUGCCCGGCUUCGCCUUUGCCUGGCUGGAGCUGGUGUCGCACCGCGCCUUCAUGCCGCGCGUGCUGACCGCGCCGCUGGCCUCGGGCUGGCCGCUGUUCGCCUCGCUGCUGAUUGCGCUGCUGCGCUUCCUGGAGCCCUACCUGCGCGCCGCCGACCUGUCGGAGAGCGUCAAGCAGCUGUACAAGGGCUGCCUGCGGCUGCUGCUGGUGCUGCUGCACGACUUCCCCGAGUUCCUGUGCGAGCACCACUUCAGCCUGUGCGAGGCCAUCCCGCCGCCCGCGGUGCAGAUGCGCAACCUGGUGCUGUCGGCCUUCCCGCGCAACAUGCGCCUGCCCGACCCCUUCACCCCCAACCUCAAGGUGGACCUGCUGCCCGAGAUCCAGCAGCUGCCGCGCAUCGUGCCCGACCCCGAGACGCUGCUGCCCGAGGCCCUGCGCCAGCAGGUGGACGCCUUCCUGCGCACCCGCACGCCCGCCAGCCUGCCCGUGGACCUGGCCAAGCGCUGCAUGACGCCCGCGCCCGACAAGGCCGGCGCCGCCGCCGGCGACAAGGCCGGCGCCGCCGCCUCCUGGGGCGCCAACGGCGCCGGCAGCAGCUCGGCGGCCGGCUACAACGUGCCGCUGAUCAACGCGCUGGUGCUGUACAUUGGCAGCCAGGCCAAGACGGUGUCCAGCCCGCUGCACCCGGGCGCGCAGGAGAUGUACGUGCGCAUGGCGGGCGAGCUGGACGCGGAGGGCCGCUACCUGCUGCUCAACGCCAUGGCCAACCAGCUGCGCUACCCCAACGCGCACACCUACUACUUCUCCUGCACGCUGCUGACGCUGUUCCUGGAGUCCAAGAGCGAGGGGCUGAAGGAGCAGAUCACGCGCACGCUGCUGGAGCGGCUGAUCGUGAACCGGCCGCACCCCUGGGGCCUGCUCAUCACCUUCAUCGAGCUCAUCAAGAACAGGCGCUACAACUUCUGGGCGCACAGCUUCACCAAGUGCGCGCAGGAGAUUGAGAACCUGUUCACCAGCGUGUCGCGCAGCUGCCUGGGCACCAACCGCGAGCAGGAGGAGGCCGCGGCGGCGGCGGCCGCGCAGCAGCAGCAGCUCAAGGACGGCGCCGGCGGCGUGGCGGUGCGGGCCUAGGACGGCCUCGCGACAUGCAGCAGCGGGGUAGACGCCAUGUAGGGCCGUAGCAUAUGUAGGCAUGAGCACGCGGUCACGGAUGUGCUGCGUCCGUAGCUAGGCUGAAUGACGUUUCGAGUUUGACGCUCUGCACUGCAUGAAUGUGGGGCCUGACCAGUGCUGCAAUAGGGAGACAUGGCAAGACCGCUGCAGGUACUGAGCUGCUACGCAACGAAUGGAUCGCCCGCAACAUGUACGCACUUUUGGAGUGUCUGUGUCUUCUGCUUUCGGGAUGUGGGACUGAUCUGGGUGCGGGCACGGCUACGGCGCUGUCUCCGAGAAUGGUGGUGUGGAGAGGGAGGAGGGGCCUAGCCAGCAAGUCCCGGAUGUUUUAUCGCGUCCCGAGUGUGCGAGUCCCAGUGUAGUAUUACCGUGUGUGGAGUGGGCAGGGCGGCAACUGUAUCCUACACAACGAACGAAGCACAGCAGAACUGAAAUGCACUGGGCAAGUGCCUCCCGUCCUCUGCCGCCUUUUGAGCAUGUGUGUAUACAGCCGGUCGCCUCUUGUGUCGGGGGUGGGGCCUGCAUCCACGGAGGGUGAGACGCGCGUCGACUGUGUGCGACAGUCGUGGAUGCCUGGGCGUGUUUUUGUGGUUUUCCGUACAUGGUUGCGCCGGGAGGGGAUGCACGUUCCGAGCACGGAUGCCCAGCGAUGUGCAUUCUGGAGGGUGGGCUGCUGGCGGUUGACGAGCGCGAGCGGUUGCAGGGGUGGGGGCAACCCUGCACGGCAGCGGGAGUCUGGUGGAACCCUGAGGUUACCUACUGUGCGCCUGUGGUGUGGCUGGCCGCCAGGUGGUCCGCAGUUGCCCUGCUCGGACGUGCAGCCGGCGUGGCAGUGUGUGUGUGAGGCCGCGUGAAGCGCCGCAUGUGGGUGCGGCCCCCGGGCAUGAGGCGGCGGCUGGAGUGUGUCCGUCUCCAGAGCAAGGCGGCAGGUGCGGGCGGAAGCAAACAUGCACAUGUAAGGACUUACUGUU
Molecule: messenger RNA, 8579 nt
Organism: Chlamydomonas reinhardtii
Lineage: Eukaryota; Viridiplantae; Chlorophyta; Chlorophyceae; Chlamydomonadales; Chlamydomonadaceae
Exons: 14
Coding region: 622-7566 (2314 amino acids)
Biological process (GO): nuclear-transcribed mRNA catabolic process, deadenylation-dependent decay
Cellular component (GO): P-body; CCR4-NOT core complex
Molecular function (GO): molecular adaptor activity
Source: RefSeq, a predicted model, not a curated record